AUGGCAGCAAGACUCGACAUCCAGGCCGCCGUGCAAGCCGACCUCCAAGGCACCCCCUACGCCGUGACUUCCCUCACGCCUCUCGCCGGCGGCACCGCCAACUUCAUCUUCAAAGCCAGUCUCCGGACACCCCUCCAAGACGGCACCCGCGAGGUCCUCGUCAAGAACUCCCAGGCCUACGCUGCCGGCUACCCAGCCUUGGCCCUACCCCUGCUCCGCUGCGAAAUCGAAGUGCAGAGCCUGCGCAUCCUCGCCGACCUGCCGCCCGUCAUCUCCUCCAACUACGAGAUCCGCACCCCGCUCCUCCUCCACUACCACGCCGAGACGCACACCCAGAUCCAGGAGCACCUCGGCCGCGCAACCAGCCUCAAGGAGUAUGCCCUCAAGCACUACGCCGCGGUGCCGACGCCCUCCGCCCUCGAGCCGCAGUGUCACCGGCUGGGCGUGGCCCUGGGCACGUGGCUGCGCGCGUUCCACGCCUGGAGCGAUCACCCCGGGAGGAGGGCCCUGCGCGACGCCCUGGCCCGGAACAGAGACAUGCGGAGGUUGAAACGGGUCGUCAACUACGACCACCUGGCGCAGAGGGCGCAGCGGUACCCCCGCGUCCUGGGAGGCUGCGAGCCCGUGCUGCGGCAGAUUGCCGACAUGGCGGCGGCGGAGCUGGAGGACGAGAGCAAGCUACACGUCAUUCACGGGGACUUUUGGACGGGAAACGUCCUGCUGCCGGACCUGGUCCCUGAGGCGUCACAGCGGGUUCCAGUUCCGGUCAGGAUAGUCGACUGGGAAAUGGCCCAGGUGGGCGUCAGGGCCGAGGACCUGGGUCAGCUGGUUGCCGAGCUGUGGGAGCUCAAGCUGUACAAGGACGCGGACGCCGGGCUGUGGAUGAUCCAAGGCUUUGCGCAAGGCUACGGCCAGGUGGACGCCGAGCUGGGCUUUCGCGCGCUGCUCCACGUCGGCGCUCACCUGGGCAAGACGUUGCCGCUGUUGGGAGAGACGUGCUGCUGGAUGCUUGGGGGAAGAAAGCCGAGGGCUUUCGGAACCACCCUCUUGGCUGCCUUUUGGGCCUUUGAAAAACACACUUGGCCGACUCUGACCUACGUCUGGGCCGUCUGGGCCGUCUGGGCCAUCUUUCGGGUUUGGAACAAUCACCUGCCAGACUAA
Messenger RNA from Ustilaginoidea virens, 1161 nucleotides. RefSeq lists its product as uncharacterized. The transcript has 4 exons. Bases 1 to 1161 code for a protein of 386 amino acids. The record is from RefSeq and is a predicted model, not a curated record. Lineage: Eukaryota; Fungi; Ascomycota; Sordariomycetes; Hypocreales; Clavicipitaceae.